This is a messenger RNA of Adineta steineri, 705 nucleotides long. The record is from the annotation of a GenBank genome assembly. Lineage: Eukaryota; Metazoa; Rotifera; Eurotatoria; Adinetida; Adinetidae.
AUGACUGAAGAAAUACCAACUACCUGCCCUUCGAAUGAACAAAACAUAUCUGAAACAUCAACUAUUUCUUCUUCAAAUGAACAAAAUACACCCGAAACAUCAACCACCUGUUCUGAACAAAAUGUAUCUGAAAUAUCAGCUACCUGCCCUACAAAUGAACAAAACGUACCUGAAACAUCAACUGUCUGUUCUUCAAAAGAACAAAAUAUACCCGAAACAUCAACUACCUGUUCUGAACAAAAUAUACCUGAAACACCAACUGCCUGUCCUGAACAAAAUGUAUCUGAAACAUCAACUAUCUGUUCUGAACAAAAUGUACCUGAUGAAUCAAUCUCUAAGCCCUCCAAGGAAAAAAAAUCGGCCGAAGCUGUUGCUAAUCCUGAUUUUAUCUCUUGGAAAUAUCCGCCUUAUUGUGAACUUUGUAAUCAAAUUUUUACCGGUGAACCAUGUUCAAAAUUACAUUUUGAUGGUAAAAGUCAUAAGAAUACAUUACAAACAUGGAAAAAAUAUCAAGAUCCACAAUCAUUACCAACAAAUUCUAAAGAUGUUCUUUGUGAAAUAUGUUGGAAAGUAAUGAAUACACAAGCAAUGUUAGAUAUUCAUUUUAAAAGUCCAGCACAUAUAGAAAAAGAAAAAAAAUAUUUAAUUGUACAAAAAUUAAAAGAAGAUUAUAGACAAUUGAAAGAAUUACAAAACAAAAAUUAA